AUGCCAAUAUACAGCGGCUGCGCGCAAGUCGCGCUAUUGAAGGCUGUCAACCAUGUGUUUAGUCUAGACCAGAAAGCCGACUCUCUGGAAGAUUUAACGAAUGGCAUUUUGUUGGCGAAUAUCCUGCACGAACUAGAUCCCGAGUUUGAUCCGUCCCAUCUGGAAUCGAACCCUGCCACUUCUCGAUACCUGACAAACAAACGCAAUAUCCAAGCUGUCUACAAGGGCCUAUUCCGCUUCAUCCGUCGACAAAUCCCAGAACUAGGCUGCCAAGCUCAAAAGUUCGAUUAUCAUGCUGUCGCUGAAAACCCCGAACCGCAAGGGCUUAGCCAGCUACUCGCUGUUAUGGUGUCUGCUGCAGCCAUGGGGCCGGAUAACAAGAAAUACGUUCCUCUGAUCCAAACCAGCCUCGACAAGGUCAAUCAGGCAGAAAUUAUGAACAUUAUCCGCUCAAUGCAGAUCGACGCAGCAAAUGCCGGUGACGAAGACAAGCUCAACGAGGACAUGGAUGCAGUUAUGGAAGCCAGAGACAUGGAUCUUGUGGUUGAAGAGCAGAAUGCAGCUUUGCGACAACAGCUUGAGAUCAACAAGAAGGCUCUCUCGGACUAUAUCACCCGUCUCGAACACCUGCAGCAGAGCCACGAAGAACUCAAAUACGAAAAGGAGCGAAACGAUCGAGAGCUUGAAGUGUUACGAAAAGCCACAAAGGAUGGCGCGAACAAUGCCGAAGCCAUUCGUCUUCUGGAGGAUCAAGUACACGAGCAAAUGGAGAUCAUUGCAAAGAACGAGGAAAACAUUCGGGACCAUGAGAGAGCGCGAGCGCAGCUUGAAAGUGAAGUCCAGAAGCUCACCCAGAAGAGUCAGCAUGCGGACGAACUGCGAGACCAAGCCACGGAAUGGCGACACAAAGCCGAGGAACUGGAAAAAAAAGCCAAUGCUGCUGAGCGGUAUAAGCAAAAGCUUGAAUCGCAACAACAUCUUGUGAAGGAAGUACAAAAUCUGCAAUACGAACGCGCAGAGUUGCAGGAGCAGCUUCGUUCGCUAAUGGACGAGCGAGAGAAAGGAGAUCGGACGAGAAAAGCGGAAGAUGAACUGACACGCAUGCUAACACAAUCCGAACAACAUUUGUGGGAUGAGCGCAGUCAGAAAACUCAACUUCUGAAGGACAUGCAGACGCUCGAGGAUGAGCUGUUGCGACUGAAGGCGCAGCGCAGCCAUGACGAACACUUUAUCCAAGAUCUACAGGAGCAACUACAGCAUGGUGGUGGAGCUUCUCAGGGAGAGGCUUUAGCUCUCCCAACUUCCUCCAGUCUAGAGGACGAACUGAACAGUGCAUCGAGCGAUGAUGGACAGAAGAACAUUCCACUUGAGCUUUCUAGACUGAAAGCGGAGAAUGACUUGUUACGAAGAGCCAUUGGGUCUACUGGAGACGCCGUUACUUUGCGCAAAGAGGCCGACGACGAGAAGAAGCAACGCGAAAGGCUUCAGCAGAGCCUGAACGAUAUGUUCGAGAAGCACACGAUAGUCCAGGACCAGAUAGAGGCUCUCAUGAGGAGCUCUGCAGGAGAAAACUCCAAAGCAUUCAUUGACUUGCGCUCUGAGCAUUCUCAAACUCAACAUGAGCUUGAGCAGCUGAACAAGCACACUGCUGAUCUGCAGGCGAAACUCGCAGACAAAGAACGAGACUUGAUGGUGGCGAGGACAGAGCUCUCUGCUGUUCAGAAAGAUGGCAUUUCAGCGUUGGACGAGCUGAAGAGUACAGAUAAGCUCAUAUCUGAGUCCCUGAAGGCCGAACUCGAUCGUCUGCGAGAGGAGCUUGCUUUCGUCAGCAAUGAACGGGAGUCCCAGAAGACACAGCUGAUUGACGCCCUGCUUGCGAAAGACAAGUUUCGAAAGGACGCAGAGGAGGCCAAAGAGCUUCAAGAAACAGCUGCUCUUAGUACUGCAAACCAAGACUCUUCCGAAGCAGCCAAGAAAGCAGCUGAAAAGAUUGAGAAACUGCGAGAUCGUCUGAUUGAACGAAAACAGCAACUCGAACAAGCUGAGCAAGAUAAGAUUGAUCUGCAGAGAGAACUCAAAGCUUUGCAGGGCGGCGAGCUUGCCACAGCUCAAAAGGUCGCCACGGAUCAAAUAAUUAAGAACUUGCAGCGCGAAAAUGCACUUAUUGCCACGGCAUGGUACGACCUCACCAGCCGUCUCCAGAGUAACCAUGUCGUACUUCAACGCCGGCACGAUGCGCCAAAAAGCUGGCUGAAUAAGCAGAGGCAGAUGGUCAAUGCUUCCCCGCGGAGAUAG
Molecule: messenger RNA, 2295 nt
Organism: Akanthomyces muscarius
Lineage: Eukaryota; Fungi; Ascomycota; Sordariomycetes; Hypocreales; Cordycipitaceae
Exons: 7
Coding region: 1-2295 (764 amino acids)
Biological process (GO): cytoplasmic microtubule organization; cytoskeleton-dependent intracellular transport
Cellular component (GO): cytoplasm; centrosome
Molecular function (GO): dynein light intermediate chain binding; microtubule binding
Source: RefSeq, a predicted model, not a curated record